AUGUGGCUCUUUGGAUACGGCAGUUUAAUUUGGCGACCGGACCUGGAGUUCGAAGACAGCAAGGUCGGAUACAUCAAAGGCCAUGUCCGCCGGUUCUGGCAAAGCAGCACCGAUCACAGAGGCACCGAGGAGGCACCCGGCAGAGUCGUCACCCUGAUCCCCUAUGAGGAGUUCUCCCAGCGCUUCACUGACGACGACAUGCAUUCCUCGGAUCAGGACGAUAUCACUUGGGGUGUAGCCUACAAGGUCCCAGCAUCCAAAGUCGCAGAGACAAAAGCAUACCUCGACCACCGGGAAAAGAACGGAUAUGAAACUCAUUUCUUAGACGUCUUCCAACCAAGCACCCACAUCCCCGUCGUUGAGAAGGCGAUUGUGUACAUUGGAUCGACAGACAACUCAGAGUUCGCGGGACCCGCACCCCUAGACCUUAUCGCUCAACAAAUCUAUGCCUCCCAUGGCCCAAGCGGAGCAAACAAGGAUUACUUGCUGAACCUAGCCCACGCCCUCAGGAUAGUCGCGCCCACAGGAACAGACCAACAUCUGUUUGAGCUCGAAUCUAAAGUCAAGGAGCUCAUGCUUAAGGAGGCAGGGUCUCAGGAAGCCUUUGAUCUCAUGCUUUCAAAGAUCAUCGUCCAGUCCCACCCUGCUCCCGUCACCCCUGUCUAA
Molecule: messenger RNA, 666 nt
Organism: Linnemannia hyalina
Lineage: Eukaryota; Fungi; Mortierellomycota; Mortierellomycetes; Mortierellales; Mortierellaceae
Source: the annotation of a GenBank genome assembly